CCAGACUUCCCUUGAGAUGACACUCAUUUCUUGACCGGCUCAUUCCUUUUCAGCUUGAUGUCUAUGAUUCUUUGAUCCGCUCGAUUCAAGAAUGAGGGGUGUUCAGAUAUUCUCAGGCAACUCGCAUCCGCUUCUCACCGAGACGGUCUGCGAGAGGCUCGGUACUUCACCGGCCAAAGUAGAACUUGGGAAAUUUAGCAAUGGCGAGACAAACGUGAACGUUGGUGUUUCGGUGCGAAACCAAGAUGUUUACAUCAUCCAGAGCGGCAGCGAGAAGAUCAAUGACAGUGUUAUGGAGCUUCUAAUCAUGAUCUCAGCCUGCAAAGGAGGCUCUGCAAAGUCUAUCACAGCGGUUAUGCCGUACUUCCCAUAUUCCCGCCAAUCCAAAAAGAAGAGCCAUCGUGGAUCUAUCACCGCACGUAUGCUUGCAAAUCUCCUCACAGUUGCUGGGGUUGACCAUGUGAUCACCUUGGAUCUCCAUGCAUCCCAAAUGCAGGGAUUUUUCUCCAAGCCCGUCGACAACCUAUUCGCCGAGCCUUUCAUUGCACGCUGGAUUCGGAACAAUGUUCCCGGGUGGAAAGAAGCUGUCGUCGUUAGCAAGAACGCUGGAGGGACGAAACGAGUAACGUCGCUGGCAGACACGCUCAAGCUCAACUUUGGCAUAGUCACAACAGACAGGCGCCGCCAAAAGCCAGGACCAACUCUGGCCGAUAGUACAGUAUUCUUCGAGGCUUUGGACCAGGAAACAACACCGCUGCCUAAAGAGCAAGAUCCGUUCAUUGCGCGGACACACAUUGAAAACCCCGACGCUCUACAAUCAAGGGAAUCGCAGGCGGAUCUCAAUGAGCUUGACUCGUUGCGUCCUGAGACCCCGUCGGGCGCCCGGCGGCCUUCGGAGUUGGAGGCUGUAAAUGAAUACACAGAUGUCAGGGUGCGAGAUGUGAUCACCGGGCGGCUCGUACAAGGUCACCUCGUCGAUGAUGACUAUCCGCCAUCUGGUCCUACAUCUAUGGCUGUAUCCGGCGAUGCAACCCCUGGGCAACUGCCCAGCCAAGAGAGUGAAGCCAUCCCAGAUUCAAUGGUAGACUCAGUCGUCUCGACCACAUCCUCAAUGCCUGGUGACCACGCUUUAGGCGGAUCAUUCGAUGCUGCCGACUCUUCUGAUGAAGAAGAAGGAAGCACCAAACGAAAUGUUGAACAAGAGAAGACUAUCACUCUGGUUGGAGACGUCCGAGAUAGAACUGUCUUCCUUGUCGACGACAUGAUAGACAAAUCUGGAUCAUGGAUCGCGGCGGCAGAGACCGUGGUGAAGCGCGGCGGGGCCAAGAAGGUUUACUGCAUUGCCACCCACGGGCUUUUUGGGGACUCAUCCCUUGAACAAUUGGAGGCUUGCGAGUCUAUUAACUACAUUGUCGUCACUAAUACUUUCCCCAUAUCACCGCAAGUGGCGAGGAAAUCCAGGAAAUUGAUCAUCAUUGACAUCUCAAGCCUCCUCUCAGAGAGCAUAAGACGCCAUCAUUAUGGCGAAAGUGUUUCGGCGUUGUUCCAUCUUAAUGACUGAUUUAUUUCAAUAGCGACUGGGCUGUGUGCAAUCUUCAUGGUUUUCGUUUGCUAAUGCGCAGCUUGAUGAUCAUGAUACCACUACUGAUAGUACGUUGGUAAGAUUAUGAAGGACGAUAAUGACAAAAAAUGAUGAUCAUGAUGCCUCAAAUCUCCAUAGAAGCUGCCCGUUUCUUUCUCACUUGAUCUCGCAGGGAUUAUGAGCGAUUCGCCGCAUAUGCUUACAGACCGA
Messenger RNA from Aspergillus nidulans FGSC A4, 1792 nucleotides. RefSeq names its product ribose phosphate diphosphokinase subunit PRS1. The transcript has 5 exons. Gene Ontology annotation, molecular function: magnesium ion binding; ribose phosphate diphosphokinase activity. Bases 92 to 1561 code for a protein of 489 amino acids. The record is from RefSeq and is a predicted model, not a curated record. Gene Ontology annotation, biological process: 5-phosphoribose 1-diphosphate biosynthetic process; nucleotide biosynthetic process; ribonucleoside monophosphate biosynthetic process. Gene Ontology annotation, cellular component: cytoplasm; ribose phosphate diphosphokinase complex. NCBI's taxonomy places the organism in Eukaryota, Fungi, Ascomycota, Eurotiomycetes, Eurotiales, Aspergillaceae.